CAUCGCUACCACCACCGCGCUACCAUCGAGCAUCCACCUCCACCUCUGCCUCUCUACGAAGCAACGAUGAGGAUUCUGCAGCUUCGGCAAAGUCGUUUGAAGAAGUCAGUCGACGGUUGUACGUCCUCGCGAUUCGGGGAAUAGCGGUCGGGGGAAGAGAGAAGAAAGAAGCAAAGGAAUCGCAGUCACUGUCACCAACUGAGAACCGCCUUGUCUUCUAGCCAGGGGCUGCCGCAAACAACGUUCUUUUCUCCUUUCUCUUCCGUCUCGCCUUCUUCCUCGUUGUUCGUCUGUCGUCUCUCCUGUCCGGAACCCUUUUUCGCUGUUUUCCGCUUCGCUGUUGGUUCGUUCCGCUUCUGCCACAAGGAAGAUGCGCUGAGAGCUGAUCGACGAAGAAUGUCGAUGGAUGAGACGCAUGGAGGCAGCAUGGUUUCCGCAAUCCUUUCCUCGAUCGUGCUUCUUCUCCUGCUCGGACGCACCGCAGACGCUCAGAGGAGUUUGGAGUUUUUCGAUCUGCUGCCGGAAGAUCCUAAACUGUACGAUAAAAUGCGACCGCCAAAGAAAGAUGGACAGGCGACUAUCGUUUAUUUCCAUGUUACUGUUAUGGGUCUUGAUUCCAUAGAUGAGAAUUCAAUGACCUACGCAGCUGAUAUAUUCUUCGCUCAAACUUGGAAAGAUAACAGACUACGGUUGCCAGAAAAUAUGACAUCUGAAUACAGAUUGCUGGAAGUCGAUUGGUUGAAGAAUAUGUGGCGGCCGGAUUCGUUCUUCAAGAAUGCCAAAUCGGUGACUUUUCAAACGAUGACUAUACCGAAUCAUUACUUAUGGUUGUACAAAGACAAGACUAUUUUAUACAUGGUCAAAUUAACGCUGAAGUUAUCCUGUGCCAUGAACUUCCUGAUCUAUCCUCACGACACGCAAGAGUGUAAAUUACAAAUGGAAAGCUUAUCGCACACGACGGAUGAAAUGAUCUUCCAAUGGGAUCCUGACGUGCCACUCGUCGUCGAUGAAAACAUUGAGCUGCCACAGCUGCAACUGGUUAAGAAUUACACGGCCGACUGCACGCAAGUCUACUCUACUGGUAACUUCACUUGCCUCGAGGUAGUGUUCGUCUUGAAACGUAGACUUGGCUAUUACUUGUUUCAUACUUACGUUCCUACCUGUCUAAUCGUUAUCAUGUCGUGGGUUUCCUUUUGGAUAAAACCGGAAGCGGCGCCAGCCAGGGUAACGCUAGGUGUAACUUCCUUGCUGACCCUUUCGACGCAACACGCGAAGAGUCAAGCUUCUUUGCCUCCUGUUUCGUACUUAAAGGCCGUGGAUGCGUUCAUGUCGGUUUGCACGGUCUUCGUGUUCAUGGCGUUGAUGGAGUAUUGUUUGGUCAACAUCGUCCUCGGCGACUCGGAUACGCCUCCGAAACCAGCGUCCCCGCCUCAGCCGCCAUCUUCCAGCGGCACCGAUGCCGCAAAGCUCGAUAAAAUUUUCGACAUCGCUACUAAGGAGAACACAAUAUUAUUAUCCGGCCGAUCGCAGAAAUCGACAACCGGUCCACCGCCAGGCCCUACACCUGCCCAAAGGGCGCGAAUGCGUGCCCUCAACAUCGAUCGAGUCUCGCGUGUCUUCUUCCCUUUCUUAUUCGCCGUAUUAAAUGUAACUUACUGGAUAAUGUUCGCCGAGUACAUUUAAGCUAUCGUGGAAACCGAUUGCAACGAGCUCGAACAAAUAGAAACGGAAACGUCGAUGUUGAAAAACGAGAUAUCAGACGAAAAGGAAGAGACGACGCUGGAAGAAGAUACUGAAACGAAUUCUGAUCGUAGCUAUAUUCUUCAAGGAUACGGCCGAAUACAAUGUUUUGAUUGAGAAAGUGUUACAGAUCGAAAGUCGAUUCUGAAAGUGAAUCUUCAUUGAUAUGCUUGUUUUUGUUCAGGUCGUUGCUCUAAUUGAUAGAACAGUGGUAGAGAUCGAGGGUUUCAAGUUGCAUAGAGUAGAUGGAAGAAUCUUGGUACAAUGAAGAAGAACGUGUAGAAGCAAUAAACAAAAGCGUUCUCUUCUUAUAAAAAGGGAACGUUGCUCAAAGUAUUUUGAAAAAUCUAAAAAUCGGAAAAAUUGUUGAGGUCUUGUAUAUAUAAUUUUAUAGAGUUUAUGUUUGAAUGGAAGUAAAAAGUAUCAAACUUAACUCUUUCUUUGUGGACAAAAAUUGACUUUCUUCUCCAUUGCACCGUUAUUUUCAACCCACUCUACUUAAUGAAUACACGUGAUAUAUACUUCGUAUAAUAAAAUCCAUUGAUUACAAAUAUAAACUGUGCGUUCAUUUAUCGAAUCGUAACUCAAAGGAAAAUGAGAACAAAAUAACGGCAGAAAAGUGAUACGAGAAAAUAAGCGAUCGUUAAUUGUAUUCUUUUAAAGGCAUCGAUUAAUACGCUGUUUUAUCCUUUUCAUUACGAGCGAACGAAAGGAGAAGAAAAAAAAGAGAAAAAAGAUACGUGAAACAGUAGUCAACGGUGAUCGAUGCGUCUGAGUGAAUAUUAAAGGCUGUAUGACUGUAUCGAAGAAUUUGCAUAUAUAUUCGUUCAUGAUAAGUGGAAUAUGGAACUGUUUGAAUGCACCGUUUGACCUGUUCAAUAAUUUCACAAUCGUUUCACGUUAGAUUACAAAAAGUGAAAUAUUGAGAAAGCAUAUUAAAAUAUUCGAGAAUCUACUAUUAAAUUGUUUUAAAUUUAUAACUAUACUAUUGUUAAAAGAUAACACGUGUUUUGUUGUAAGAACUUAAUCAUUGGUGAUAAAUGUCGCUGAAUUAAUUGUUAAUAAUUGAUAAUUGUACAAUUGCUAACGUAAAUCUAAUUAAACUAACUAGUAAAUUAA
This is a messenger RNA of Bombus impatiens (common eastern bumble bee), 2859 nucleotides long. RefSeq names its product glycine receptor subunit alpha-3 (gene Hiscl1). Gene Ontology annotation, cellular component: neuron projection; synapse; membrane. Gene Ontology annotation, molecular function: neurotransmitter receptor activity; extracellular ligand-gated monoatomic ion channel activity; chloride channel activity. Gene Ontology annotation, biological process: chloride transmembrane transport; chemical synaptic transmission; nervous system process. NCBI's taxonomy places the organism in Eukaryota, Metazoa, Arthropoda, Insecta, Hymenoptera, Apidae. The record is from RefSeq and is a predicted model, not a curated record. The transcript is spliced from 9 exons. Bases 397 to 1683 code for a protein of 428 amino acids.